AUGGCUACUAGGUUAGCUAAUUUGUUGCAGGGUUGUAUAGAUAAGAAGGCCCAUUUGGGUGGGAAGAUUAUUCAUGGGGUUAUACUACGUAAUAAAGCAUUAUUCUUUGAUACGUUUUUGGGGAAUAGACUUAUUGAGUUGUACUCAAAGUGUCGUAAUUUGGGUUAUGCUCACCAGAUGUUUGAGGAAAUGCCUAGGAAAGAUGUGUACUCAUGGAAUGCGGUUUUGGGUUGUUGUUGUAAGGCUGGGAGGUUGGAGGAGGCUGAGGAGUUGUUUCUGAGAAUGCCUGAGAGGAAUGUUGUGUCGUGGAACACGCUGAUUGGUGCGUUUGUCCAAGAUGGUCAGGAGGAGAAAGGGUUGGGUGUUUAUGAGGCAAUGGUGUCGGAGGGAUUGUUGGCGACGAAUUUUACACUGGCGAGUGUGUUCAGCGCGUGUGGAGGGUUGUUGGAUGUGGAGAAGGGGAGGAAGUGUCAUGGUCUUGUGGUGAAGGUUGGCCUUGAGGAGAAUGUGUACGUGGGAAAUGCUUUACUGUGUAUGUAUGCGAAGUGUGGAGUAAUGAGGCAUGCAAUGCAGGUUUUCGGUGAUUUGGCUGAGCCGAAUGAGGUUACAUUUACGGCUAUAAUGGGGGGGGGGGGGGGGGGCUGAAGCAAACGGAUAGAGUUGCGGAGGCUUUGGAAAAGGCUGAUGUGUAGGAAAGGAGUGCGUGUUGAUUCUGUCUCGUUGUCGAGUAUGUUGGGUGUAUGUGCCAAGGGGUGGUGUCAGUCUGAUGUUUUUGAUCAUAAUGAUGGGAUUCCGAGUAAUGUGAAUGGGCAACAAAUACAUGGCCUUACUGUUAAACUUGGGUUUGAGGAAGAUCUUCAUUUGAACAAUUCAUUGCUUGAUAUGUAUGCAAAGAGUUCGGACAUGAAGAGUGCUGAGAAGGUUUUUGCUAGUAUACCUGAAGUUAAUAUAGUUUCUUGCAAUGUCAUGAUUACUGGGUAUGGUCUAAUAUAUCAGAGCCAGAAAGCUAUAGAAUAUCUACGAAGAAUACAAUCUUGGGGCUUUGAACCUGAUGAGAUCACUUGUAUCAAUUUGCUUGCAGCAUGUGUCAAGUCUGGUGAUAUAGAAAAUGGCCGUCAAAUGUUCGAUAACAUCUCAUGCCCAAAUGUGAUAUCAUGGAAUGCCAUACUAUCUGGUUAUUACCAGAAUGAAGACCACACGGAGGUAAUCAAGCUUUUCAGGGAAAUGCAGUUUCAGGGUGUGCAACCUGAUCAAACUACUUUGGCAAUUGCCCUGAGCUCUAGUGCAGCAAUGGGGAGUUUGAAGGCUGGAAAAGAGAUCCAUGCUGCCUCACACAAGGCUGCCUUUGAUACAAAUGUAUAUGUUGCGAGCGCACUUAUUGGCAUGUAUUCGAAGUGUGGUAAGACAAAAAUGUCAAAACAUAUAUUUCAUAAUAUGCAAGAGUUGGAUGUUGUUUGUUGGAACUCCAUGAUAGCAGCUCUGUCACUCAAUUGUCAAGAUAAGGAAGCUUUCACUUACUUUAAGCAGAUGAUGCAACAUGAGAUGAUUCCCACCCAAUUUUCUUAUGCUACUAUACUGAGUUGCUGUGCGAAGCUAGCUUCUUCGUUUCAAGGGAAACAGGUUCAUGCUCAGAUAACAAAAGAUGGACAUGUGAGUGAUGUCUUUGUUGGGAGUGCUCUCAUCGGUAUGUAUUGCAAAUGUGGUGAUGUAGAUGGUGCCCGGAACUUUUUUGAUACGAUGCCAAGCAAAAGCACUGUUACUUGGAAUGAAAUGAUACAUGGGUAUGCACAGAAUGGACGUGGAGAUGAAGCUGUUCUUCUGUAUUGGGACAUGAUUGCCUCAGCUGAGAGACCUGACUACAUUACUUUUGUUGCCGUUUUGACUGCUUGCAGCCAUUCUGGAUUAGUUGAUGCUGGCAUUGAAAUAUUCAAUUCAAUGGAGCACAAACAUGGAGUGGAUCCAGUCCUGGAUCAUUAUACUUGCAUUAUUGAUUCUCUCGGCCGUGCUGGUCGUUUCCAAGAAGCAGAAGCCGUACUAGAUGAUAUGUCGUAUAAGGAUGAUCCAGUUAUAUGGGAGGUUUUGCUUAGUUCUUGCAGGAUUCAUGCUAAUGUGAGCUUAGCUAAAAGAGCAGCUGACGAACUCAUCCGCUUGGACCCACAUAAUUCAGCUCCAUAUGUGCUUUUGGCCAAUAUUUAUUCUUCUUUAGGAAGAUGGGACGAGGCAAGAAAUAUGAGAGAUCUAAUGAGUGACAAACAAGUCGUCAAGGAUCCAGGUUAUAGCAGGAUUGAGUAUGAGAAAAUAGUGGGAUCAUAACUACAUGUUUAUCGAUGAUUAAGUAUGAGCAAGAAAUAUAGAUUCUUGGUACAAUGCCUAGAGUCUGAGCAUCGCUAUAGAGGCAUGCUUUGGUACUUCUUCACAGCACAGGCGAAGCUGGUUACUUGGUAUCAAGUGGAACAGUAUCUCAAGAGGUGAUAAACCCACUUAGCAGAGCAUGCUACAUCACCUUGUGGGUAUUUGGAUUGAUUAUUUAUCCGUAGCAACUAUUAAAUGUGUCAAGCUUUAGCAUCUCUAAAAGCCCUGUGCAGUUUGUAUGAAUGACUGGCAGGGCUGUGGAGGACCCUGUCUGCAUAUAAUUCCAGAAGUGAAGGGGUGAGUAUAUUGAAGGUGUUGGUCUUAUUAUGCCUGUAUACCUUCGCAGGAUCCUUUCUUUGCAGGUUGUAUAUGUUUUGUGUGAUGAUCAUAUUUAAUAACUGAAUCACAUAAUAUUGAUGAUGCCCAUUCAUCUUGGCUGUACCAGGUCUCUGUUGCAGCAUCCAUUGUCCUUUCUUUCUGCAUCAUCAGCAUUUAUAUGGAGAACACAAACAGCAAGAUCACUGCCAAUAAGAUAAUUUAAGAUGGAUGUACCAGCUUUGGCUAAUGCUUCAAAUGGUGUACUAUCUUUUCCCCUUGAAGAGAAGAGGAACAACAAAGUUAACAGGAUAGAUGAUGAAUUAAUCCCAAAACUAAAGGCUUUGCUUUAAAUCUAUUAGUAGCUAGCUAUACUGAAUAGCG
This is a messenger RNA of Argentina anserina (silverweed cinquefoil), 3051 nucleotides long. RefSeq names its product pentatricopeptide repeat-containing protein At4g20770. Lineage: Eukaryota; Viridiplantae; Streptophyta; Magnoliopsida; Rosales; Rosaceae. The record is from RefSeq and is a predicted model, not a curated record. Gene Ontology annotation, molecular function: protein binding.